UCUAAAGUUCAGACACGAAACGAAAAGUGUAGUUUACCUAAUGGCUUUGUGUCCAUUAAAGCAAUGAUGGCACCGAAACAAAUGAUUAUUGGGAAUUUGUGUUUGUGUAAGCAAGUUGGCAUCCGAAGAAAUGGCUAAAGCCAGCGGCGCUAAGAAAAGUUUAUCUUCGUGGAUAUCAAAAAAAAACAAAGUUCACGUGGCGAAAAUACCCGUGACGAACAAAGCAGUAACCUUACAAGACUCGUUAAGACCAAUCUUGAUAAUCGGGCAAGCGUUCGGCUUAUUUCCUGUUAUCGGACUGUACAGCAAGUGCGAAGCAAACUUGAGGUUUUACUGGAUUUCCUGGAAAUGCCUUUAUUCAUUAAUACUAUUGAGCGGGCAAAUAUGGAUGUGCAUAAUGUGUUUUAAUAAAAUGUUUCGCUUGGAAACCACAUUGCAGACUACAUCGCCAGCUAUCUUCUAUGGAACUACGUGUAUAUCUAUAGCUUUGUUUCUACAAGUAUCUUUAAAAUGGCCUAAAUUAGUCAAGCACGCAAUUGAAACAGAAGAUCUAGAUCCCAACUUUGAUACAAGUUUGACAUUUAAAUGUUACAUGACUUGCGCCGUUGUUCUUCUGCUAGCCAUAUUAGAACAUAUUCUUUCUCUGCUGUAUGCAUUGAGUGAAGCCAUAGCGUGUUAUUCACAUACACAUACUAGUACGUACGAAGGAUUUGUGAGAGUAUCUUAUCCUUGGGUGUACAGCUUUAUGCCAUAUUCCAUUCCACUGGGCAUGAUAACGCAGUUCCUGCAUUUUCAAGCAACGUUUAUUUGGAACUUCUCUGAUCUAUUUGUAAUAUGUACGAGUUAUUACCUUACUUCACGCCUGGAUAACGUCAAUCGAAAGUUACUAAUAGCACAAGGCAAGUACUUGCCGGCAUCAUUCUGGCGGAGCGCGCGCGAGGAGUAUAGCCGUGUGACGCAGCUUGUAAGGAGAGUUGACGAUGUCAUUAGUGGAAUAGUCUUCAUAUCUUUCGCAAACAACCUAUUCUUCGUGUGUUUACAACUGUUCAAUACUUUAGAAAACGGAAUAAAGGGUACUGGAGCCUGCCGUGCUAGUCGUCUCAAAGGGACGACCCUGUUUGCCGGUUACGAGGGUCCCGCGUACUUCAUCUUCUCUCUCGUGUACCUCAUCAGUCGGUCUGUGGCGGUUUCACUGAUCGCAUCGCAAGUGAACAGCGCAUCUUCGCUGCCUGCUCCAGUUUUAUAUGAUGUCCCGUCACCGGUCUACUGUAUCGAGGUUCAAAGAUUCAUUGAUCAAGUUAAUGGAGAUAAUGUGGCAUUAACCGGCCUGCAGUUCUUCACCGUCACUCGCGAGUUGCUGUUAACGGUUGCCGGAACAAUAGUCACAUAUGAGCUAGUAAUGUUACAGCUUACACCUUCACCUCAAGUACCUAUGGCUAAUGGGACUAUGGCAUAG
Messenger RNA from Cydia amplana, 1456 nucleotides. RefSeq names its product gustatory receptor for sugar taste 64f-like. The record is from RefSeq and is a predicted model, not a curated record. Lineage: Eukaryota; Metazoa; Arthropoda; Insecta; Lepidoptera; Tortricidae. The transcript has 11 exons. Bases 131 to 1456 code for a protein of 441 amino acids. Gene Ontology annotation, molecular function: taste receptor activity. Gene Ontology annotation, biological process: detection of chemical stimulus involved in sensory perception of taste; sensory perception of chemical stimulus. Gene Ontology annotation, cellular component: membrane.